This is a messenger RNA of Phaeodactylum tricornutum CCAP 1055/1, 3087 nucleotides long. RefSeq lists its product with no specific name. The record is from RefSeq and is a predicted model, not a curated record. The coding region runs from base 98 to 3034 and encodes 978 amino acids. The transcript has a single exon. Lineage: Eukaryota; Bacillariophyta; Bacillariophyceae; Surirellales; Neidiaceae.
CGCUUACUCUCUAUUCCGUACGAAUCCUUUUACCCUCACACAUCAAGAAAGAUCCACACGUCCGAGUGUAUGUACAAACGUUGUUGUCAGUAUUGUCAUGUCGUCGAAUCCUUCGUGGCAGGAAUUGUGGUGGAGGGAACAGGAACGUUGGUGGCAAGCGGAGGAAGCCUGGUGGCAUCGCGUGCAACAGCGUUUACUCCACGAUACGAGGAACCCAACUAACGCAGGGUCACGGAGACAGCCUACGUCUAGAGACGGUUCCCAAUCAAGGAACGACGAAGCAUUGACCAAUACGACGAUGACGACGAGACGUGUCUGGAUACUACCGCUGCUACAGACCAUUGUCUGGGGUGCUUCGGCGGGAAUCUCCUAUUAUUGUCUAGUUCGGUACCAUCGUGCGAAGGGUGCGUCUCGUUCCAAGAAUACGGUCUGGGACAAGAGUUCUCUAUCCGAGAUUUUGCAACAAGUACGAGCGCGAGGAGUAGACACGCUCCGAUGCGUCCAGGACCGUUGGGAGCAGCUCUACCAACACUCGCAAUUUCGGCUGCAGUGUACGACAUGGCUGCGUCUCCUACGUGUACGGGUCUUGUCGUGGAGGAAUGUGCCCGUUUGGUUUUUUCUAGGUCCCUUGCCAAUGACGAUACUCGCCGCCGGGUGUGCUUCGAACAACACCCAUUGCUGUACGGUAAACGCAUCAUCUGUACUCUGGUGGGGUGGGGUCCUUUGGGGUUUGUUGGGAUGGGCCGAAUACGACUCGUCGGACCAUGGGAACGACGAUGACGAUGACAACGACAACAACAACGAUCGCUUCCAAUAUACAUCCACGACUGGUAAACGACGUGUACGGCGUGGCCGACCGAAGUCUGCGGAAGAGGAGACUCAAUGGAAACGAGCCGUGCCGCAGGAACCACAACCCUCAAGGAUGCAACGCUUGUGGACCCAACCGAACACGGUGAUACAUUCGUCGUCGGCGAGUAGUCUGGGUUCGACUUCGGCCCACACCCACACCCACACAACGCCACGGUACCUGGAAAUCCUGGUGCACAAUGUAUCCCACACGGAUUUGGUGCUCAGUUUGAGUGCGGACACCGAGACGAUGGAACCAAGGAAUAGCCAUAACAAAGACGCCAGUACCGAUACGAACUCCGACGAGUAUUGCGUUGGUCGUCCCCGCUUUUCCUGCUUUGACAAGUACACACAGCUGGUUCUUGAUAUUCUGGAUACUUCGUCAUCCACAACUGCGUCUUUGACUCGGGAGAACAUAGUUUCCUUUCCGCGCUACGAACGGUCUAUUGAAGACCCACGCUUCUCCAUCAAGCAGGAGCCGACCAACGGAACAUUGCCGACCGGAUUCGCCUUACCAACAGACCCUCACUUGACGGUGGAUCUCGACGAAGUCCGCAUUCGGGGUAUCGAUCAAUGUAAGGUGACACACACGGACGGAGGACCCGGGUCGUGUAGCAACGCUCCACGGCAUCAGAUUCGUCACGUCUUCUUUCCUCUGUUAGCGACACUGUUGCCGCGGUGGCGGGAACGUAUUGCCGAAACGCGACAGUCACCGCCUAGCCAGCCGCAUCAGUCCUCAAUGAACAACGACAAGGAUAUCAAACGUGUCUUGAUCCUGGUGACGGGCGUCGGGACACCGCGAAAUUGGACUCAUUCGGUCAACGGGAAUUCGACACAAGUUUGCGCGACUCUCAUGAAACGAUUCCUUCGAGUAAUUGAUCCAGACCUAGUGGUGGUGACGAUACACUCCGAUACCAAUAUCUUUCGGUACGACGAGAACUUACUGUUCGUCGAACGCGAUCUCAUGCCCGUGCUGAACAGUUAUCGUGAUGCCCACGCACAAGGACAGCCGUAUCCGGAUGAAACACCAGAGUUGGUUACCAAGGCCGGCGUCGAGACUGACCUUUCCUUUAACGUUGAUUGGCGCAAAACUAUGGCUGUCAAGCUGUCGUUCGCGGACGGUACACCGGCCCGGACGUAUGCCAUUCAAGCCUCGCUACGAUCCUUCCGUCCCACUUACUUUCAUUUUUGGCAAUUAAAAACAUUCUGGCACGAGUCCAAGAUUGUGGAUGACGAUAUUGAAGAAUACAGUUUCGAGGCCAUGGAAACUUCACCUGCUGUCGACACUACCAAGGUCACGGAUCCCUACCGCCAUCUCGUUAUUGACGAAAUGAAAGCCUUCCAGGCCGAAAUGAUUAAAACCCUUCAAGGCCAGAAUGACAUACACCGUUUCUGGUUGCGUAAGACGCACAAACCUGUCUUGGCCGUCCUCUUGGUCGAGCAAGAAGGCCAACCAAUCUUAUAUCGUGGCACCAAUAUGGAAGUGUCCAUGCCAACUGGAUCGCUUUGCGCCGAACGCAACGUUAUCGGUACCGCAUUAGCUGCCAAUCCCAGCUUGCGCCGUCAAGACUUGAAGAUGAUUGCCGUCUUGGCUGUGCCCUGGCAAGAAAAAUUAACAGACAUGGGCAGCGCUGGUACGCUUCGCUCGUCUGAGGAACCAUUCCCGGCGUUGGCUUCAUCCUCGGCCAGCUUAACAAGUAUCAUGUGUACCACCACGCUAGAAAGUGGAGAAGGCCGUAAAACGUCGAUCGGCUCGGAACACGAAGAAUGGAUUCUGUCGUCCGCGCCGGCUGGUGGCGAAGAUGGCUCUACCGGCGCCACCACGAACAAGACCAGACUGCCACCCGCCAAGUCCGAAUUGGGAAAUUCGUUUGAUCUAGUUGACUCAGGUGUGCCUUCGUCCAGCUCGGGCGUGGCCUCUACAGCACCAGACCGCCAACCGAACGACGAUAUCCCAAGCACACCCGUCCGCCGGAUUGCCCUGUUUUCCCGCAGUGGUACUGUGGCACGGAAGUCGCAACAAGCCGUCGUGCUCGUACAGUCAACGCGAGAUUUGAAUCCACUCCCUCCUUGUGGCGCCUGCAACGAGUGGCUGAAGAAGAUUGCCGAAUGCAAUCCUUAUUUUUGCGUCUUGACCUUUACCGACGCCGAGUGUCAUGGUGUCUAUUGUACGCCCUGUCAAGAAUAAUCCAGCAGUUAGCGACGGGCGUGCGGGCAAACUUGUAUUUGUAUGAUAUGAGG